Cordyceps militaris CM01 is the source of this 4761-nucleotide messenger RNA. Its product is annotated as NACHT and WD domain protein. The record is from RefSeq and is a predicted model, not a curated record. The transcript is spliced from 5 exons. Gene Ontology annotation, molecular function: protein binding. Lineage: Eukaryota; Fungi; Ascomycota; Sordariomycetes; Hypocreales; Cordycipitaceae. Bases 1 to 4761 code for a protein of 1586 amino acids.
AUGGUGCAUCAACAGUUUACCAAAGGUACACCAUUCAGGUACAGGCUUGGCGAUGCUUCCACGCGGGCGGAGCGUACUUCUUUUUAUCCCCGACGAGGAUCCGGCCCAACAUCGUCACGCGACUCGCAAAUCACUUAUGCGACCGAUAGUUACGCAAGUCAAGCCUCAACUACAAGCCAGCACUCCAAGUCGUCGUGGAUUUCAGAGUCAUCAGGACCUCUUGGCUUGAAUGUUGUCUAUACACCAGAACAAGGGCAUCAGGCAGAUAUCGUAUUCGUCCAUGGUCUUGGCGGCACUAGCCGGGCAACGUGGACAAAGGACAAGAAUCCAAAUCUGUUCUGGCCGCUCACGUUUCUAGCCUCGGACCCCGACCUAUGCGUCGCGAGGAUACUGACAUUUGGCUACGAUGCAAAUUUUCGCAAGCCGAGAAACUCUCAAGCGACCUUGCGCGAUUUUGCCAAGGAGUUGCUCUUUGAUCUCUCGGAAAGAAGCCAGCUUAGAAUCGGGGAGGCAUACAUGUAUGGCCAAACGGACCCUGCUUAUGAGCACAUUGUUCAAUCCAUUGCAGCUAUCAUCUUUCUGGCCACACCGCAUCGUGGAACCAAUUUUGCCCAGAUUCUUAAUAGAAUUUUACAGUCAGCAUCGCUUUCGAAAGCAUACAUCACGGAACUUUCAAACAACGCGCAUGGCCUCAAGAACCUGAACGACUCUUUCCGGAAUGUUGUUUCCAAACUUGAAAUAGCCUCGUUUUACGAAACUCACUCUACCUCUAUAGGAUUUAAGAAAGCACGUCUUCUCGUCUUGGAGAAAGAUCCGUCAGUUCUUGGCUUCCCUGGCGAAAAGUCUCGAGCCUUGGCCGCAGAUCAUCAGGGCAUAUGCAAAUACGAAAGUCCCGAAGACCCGAACUAUAUCAGUGUGCGAAACACGCUGUGGAACAUGAUGCGGAAGAUACUCAACAAUAAGGCACCGGCCCAGAGCUCCCCGAGAGUCCGUCAACCUUCUUCCGACUUGAAGGACAUGCUAGGCAUUCAGAAUCUACCGACGGCCGACUACAAUUUCUUCCAGGACCAGUGGUCACAAGGCACUGGCACUUGGGUCCUCAAGGAUCCAGCAUUCUUGCAAUGGCGCACAGACCAAACUUCGGCCGUCGCUAUCUUAUGGAUCAACGGCAGCCCAGCAACAGGCAAAUCGGUGCUUUCGUCCUACAUCGUCAAUGCAUUGGCCCAAGAGGGUAUCUGCUCUCAGUACUUCUACAUCAGAUUUGGCGAUCGAUUUAAAACAAAUGCCGCGUCACUUCUGCGGUCUUUGGCCUACCAGGUUGCUCUUAUCAAGCCCGAGUUUCAUGAUUCUCUACUCGAGCUGGCGGAGGAAGGUAUUGAGUUCCCUUCUGCCGACUCACGGACAAUCUGGGAUAGAAUAUUCACGUCUUGCCUUUUCCGCAUGGACUUCAAAGAGCCUUUAUUUUGGGUUAUCGAUGCGCUUGACGAGGCCGAUGACCCCAAAAUUCUGACGCGCCUCCUUGGAGGAAUAUCGGCCGCUGUUCCGCUGCGUAUCCUGGUGACUGCUCGAAAAACCCCCGCGAUGGAUGCGAGCUUCAAUCGCUUAUCGCAAAGCCACAAAACAUACAACAUUGAUAUUGAUACUCGCAGGCAAGAUCUGCUGUAUUAUGUCAAUCAAGAGCUUGAGAUCCCCGGUUCCGCUGAGUUUCGAAAAGAUGUUGUUCAGCGUCUGGUUCAAGGUUCGCAAAACAAUUUCUUAUGGGUACGACUCGCCAUGGAGAAAAUACAUGGCUCGAAUUUCGAGACUGAUAUCGAGGCAGCACUGCAAGAGCUCCCUACCGGUAUGGAAGCGCUGUACGACCGAAUGGCUGCCAACGUUGUUGCAGUUGGCUCUGACAGUGCCAAGAACUUGGCCAUGUCUAUACUUUACACCGUUUGCUGCUCUAAAAGAGUUCUCUUCCUGGGGGAACUAAUAGCAGCGGUUGGAGAAGCCUUUGCCGGCGUGAUUGAUCCUCACCGCGCCAUCACUGAGCUCUGUGGUGGUUUCCUUGUCGUCGAUACUGAAGGCCGUGUGUUCAUGGUGCAUAAGACAGGUCGCGAAUACUUGACAAAAUAUGACAACGUAUACUUGUACAUUGAUGCACUUGUCGGUCAUACGAGACUCUUCACAAGCUGUAUGUAUCGCAUGGCCGGACUGACUCGCACUACGCGACAUCGCCGAGUGCAGGAACCGGAUUUCACCGAAUACGCCAUGGAAAUGUGGCCUUAUCAUCUAGCGUCCAUGGCAACAGACUGUCAUGAAGCCGCAUCAAUGUUGUCAACAUUUUUCAAGGGCAAAACGAUCCUGGCAUGGGUUUGUUUAUUGGCGGCCAAGAACAGGCUGGAUGUUUUGGUCCAGGCAUCCAAAAGCCUGUCCGAGUACUGCGAAAAACUCAGAAUCUUGAUAUCUCCCACUGGCGAAAGCCAACACUCGUUGAUUUUGGACUUGCUCGACAGCUGGGCUACCGAUUUGAUCAAGGUUGCAGCCAAAUUCGGCAAUGCAUUGCAUCACAGCCCCGAGUCUAUCUACCACAUGAUCCCGCCCAUGUGCCCGCAAACUUCUGCUAUCUACCAGCAGUUCGGCAAGACAAACCGCGGAUCCCUAUCUGUAUUCGGCUUAUCGUCCAAAUCAUGGGACGAUAGUCUGGCCAAGAUAUCAUUCGGGGGCGACACAUUCGCUUCCAGUGUUGCCGCCAAUGGCUCUGUUUUGGCCGCGUUGGCGCCUAGUGGGAAAGCUUUUCUUUACAACAGCCAGACACUCGAAGAAUUACCAACAAGUCCGUUCGAUCAUGGCGAACAGCUUUACAUAUUUGAAAUGAACAGCACAGCAACUUUGAUUGCCACAUAUGGAUUCCGAAAAACAAAGGUCUGGCAAAUACCAUCAGGUACUUGUAUUUCUACCAUUGCCAGUCCAAGAGGCGAACCUAUUCCCCUCAGUAUGCGCUUUGACUCCGACGGGACAACCCUAUUUUUGGGUUCAGAAGACAGCAAACUGCGAUCUGCCACGAUCACUGAGCCGGAACCGGCCUGGAAGAUUGUCGCCGAUUUCGAAGAGGUCGAGCUCGAAGGGCACAUAUUGAACAACUCAAACCAUAUCGCGUUGAACAGAGAUUGCACAUUGAUUUCCGUUGCGUAUCGCGGCCACCCACUCUCGGCCUGGGAAGUUGAUGGUCCGGUGCAUCUAGGCCAUUGUUGGCGCGAGUACGAUAGUGGCAGUCGUGGUGAAGUAGUUGCGGCAUCAUGGCUACCUCAUACCAGAGAACUUCUCGGCCUCUACACCGACGGCGCGGUAUUCAAAUGGGAUCCUUACGAGCUCGAGAUUGGCGAGCUUCAGAUUGAUGCGUCACGACUUGCUGUUAGCAUCGACGGAAAUUUGUUCUGCACAGGUAAUGGUGGAGGCAACGUGAAAAUAUACACAACAGGCCAGUUCACAUUGCUCUAUCAGCUUGCUUCUCCGGAUACAGUCUUUCAUCUGGCGUUUAGCCCUGAUUGCACUAGAAUAUACGACACCAGAGGGUAUUUCGGAAAUGUUUGCGAACCUGCCGCUCUUUUAAAACAUUCCAAAGCCUCGGUCGCAAGCCUAGACGGGGAGAGCGACAUGGUAAGCGUUGCUCCAACCCUGAUUAGAAACACAUAUAAAAAGAUAGAGAGUGUCAAAGCUCUCGCAUACUCGCCUGUCAGUAAGAUAUACGCCAGGGUUGCAUCUGACGAUACCCUCACGCUGCAUACCAUCCAGCGCGGAAAGCUGCAAGCUGUUGCAACUAUCAAUGUUGAAUGGGAUAUACGGGAACUCUGCUGGGACUCCGACGGGAGAACCCUUUAUACGUUUGAUGAAAACAUGACCGUGGUGGUUCAUUCCCUGCAUCGCUCAGAAUCACCGGACAAGACACCGCAUACCGUCGUUCGCAGCGACACAGCGUUCGAACUGAGCGAGGUGACUGAAGGAAGACUGGUAUGCAUUGCAGUCGAUAAUUUCAAAGGAUUGAUGCUGCUUCAAUCUAUUCGCAAACUUCUCCUCAUUUCAAUCAGCGAUAACAGAAUCACGCACCGGUUGAAUUUAACAGUUUCCUCCCAAAGAUGGAUAAUCCACCCUCGCCACGCGAACCUAUUACUGGGGCUCUCCAGCGGAUCCAUACAGGUUACCGACUGGGAGCUCCGGCCGAUAUUGACUGUCAGGUUCAAGUUUGCAUGCUCACGGUCGGAGCUGGAUGAUGCUGGUCGUGGAUGUGGCCGAGAAGCCCGUACACUAGAACGGGUCCUAGUUUCGCCAGACAACGAAACAAUUCUUCUGCAAAUGCGCUUGAAAGACAGAAAACUGACCCUUUCGCACUUUGGUGUAUCUUCUCUUGACCGGAUAGUUGAGCAUUUCCAAGACGUCACAUAUCAAGUGGAAGCAGGCGGUUCGGGCGCGACUACUGAUGGGAUCGCUUCCGAUGCCAGACACACCCCAAUGGUCGAACUCAGCGACGUUUCCGAAACAAUUGCUGCGGGUAUCAGUACUUGUAUAAGCAUAUUACCACGCAAAAAGGCUAUUGUUAUCUCGAGGCGGUUUUCCAUUUGCACCAUCAAUUUACUGACGGGUGGUCAAGAGGAGCACUUCUUCCUACCGAGUGAUUGGAUCAAUCCCGAUAACAUGGAGCUGGCGACUUUCUCGAGAGAAGAAAAAGUGCUUUUGUAUCCGACGAAUGGAGAGAUUGCUGUCGUCUCCUGCCCGACUGCUUAA